AUGGCACCUCCCCCUAUCAAACACAAAGCCUUGCUCAACGUCGACUUGGGAGAGGCUUACGGCAAUUAUGUCUGCGGACCCGAUCUGGAAUUAUUACCAUUGAUUGAUCAUGCCAACAUUGCAUGCGGCUUUCAUGCUGGAGACCCCUUAAUCAUGCAGGAAACAGUUCGGAAUUGCAAGAAGUACAACAUCAAAGUUGGUGCCCAUCCUGGUCUUCCCGAUAUUCAAGGUUUCGGUCGACGUGAGAUUAAAAUGUCACCCGAAGAAUUGACAGCCAUGACCAUCUAUCAAGUCGGGGCACUUAAAGGGUUUCUCGAUGCUGAAGGAGUUCAUCUGCAUCAUGUCAAACCCCAUGGUGUUCUUUAUGGAAUGAUGUGUCGAGACUAUGAAGUUGCAAAGGCGGUGAUGCAAGGCAUCCCCAAGGGAACUCCUGUCUUUGGUCUGGCUGGCACGAACAUGGAGAAAGCGGCAAACGAUCUUGGUAUCACGUUCUGGGCUGAGUUAUAUGGUGAUGUGAAAUAUAGCAACGAUGGUAUGCUGGUGAUUGAUCGGAAGAAGAAACCCUGGAAGAUAGAGGACGUCAGGAACCAUGUGAGUCAACAGCUCAACACUCAAUCAGUCACGGCCACAGACGGCAGUGUGGUGCAGCUUCCAGUCAAGGAGUACCCUGUGUCUAUCUGUUGUCAUUCAGACUCACCAGGGUGUUUGGAAAUCAUUAAGACCACGAAAGAGGUGAUCGACAAGUUUAACCAAGAGCAUGGUAGAUAG
This is a messenger RNA of Exophiala bonariae, 768 nucleotides long. RefSeq lists its product as uncharacterized. The transcript is spliced from 3 exons. NCBI's taxonomy places the organism in Eukaryota, Fungi, Ascomycota, Eurotiomycetes, Chaetothyriales, Herpotrichiellaceae. Gene Ontology annotation, biological process: carbohydrate metabolic process. The record is from RefSeq and is a predicted model, not a curated record. Bases 1 to 768 code for a protein of 255 amino acids.